Messenger RNA from Aspergillus clavatus NRRL 1, 1803 nucleotides. It is a transcript of the gene ptcF, whose product is annotated as type 2C protein phosphatase ptcF. The record is from RefSeq and is a predicted model, not a curated record. The coding region runs from base 1 to 1803 and encodes 600 amino acids. NCBI's taxonomy places the organism in Eukaryota, Fungi, Ascomycota, Eurotiomycetes, Eurotiales, Aspergillaceae. Gene Ontology annotation, molecular function: protein serine/threonine phosphatase activity. The transcript is spliced from 3 exons. Gene Ontology annotation, biological process: protein dephosphorylation.
AUGCGUCGUGCGGCUCUUCAGGCUUUCCGUACUGCCCGCCGUGUACCAGUAUGGAAAGUCGGUGCUAGGAAACCGUGCGCUGUCUCGUUCUCCAGCAGCCAGCCUCUGGGUCUCCGACCCUCUCCCGGCGGGCGACGUCCCUCAUAUCUUCCUGCGACCCUGCAGUCAUCGAUGCAUCUCCGAAACUUCUCCCUCGCCCUGAUCUCGACGGCGGUCGCCUCGGGCGCUUGGUACGCUUACCAGGGGAGCAACUCCCAGCAGAGCUCCACGGGCGGUCUGAACACGACAUCGGCCUCGCAGAUUCGGUCAAUCGCUACGAGCAUACCAUCGGAGGCACAUGCAGAAGAACCAGCGGAGUCAACCAGACGUGCCCUCCUCGUGGAUCACGAUCAAUUCUACACGGCAACAUUGUCCGGAGAACAACCACUUUUCAAGCAGACAGAUGAUUCCGACCGCCGAGUUCUAGAGAUGUUAACCCCCGAGCAAGCGACACAGAAAUUGAGGAAGAAUGAGCAGUCGUUCAUGGUGAACCGGGGCAAGGGAGUUGUGCGAUACGAUAUCGUCCAGGUUCCGAGCAAUUCACCAAUCGAGGAUGAUCAUGCCGAGAAGAUCGUGGAGGUGUCUCCCUCUGUGGCUCCUGCCAGCGAUUGGAUGUUCUGGGCCAUAUUCGAUGGUCAUUCGGGCUGGACCACUUCGGCCAAACUGCGCAAUGUUCUCAUUUCAUACGUGGCUCGGGAAUUGAACACGACCUACAAGGCUGCGGCCGCCGAUGCUUCGCUCGUCAGCCCAACGUCCGAAGCCGUGGACGCAGCAAUCAAGGAAGGGUUUGUCCGCCUCGAUAACGAUAUUGUGUACAACAGUGUGGAUAAAGUCCUCAAGUCCAACUCUCGGAGGGUUGCUGCGGAGCUGCUUGCUCCCGCGCUCUCUGGCUCCUGUGCCCUGCUCGCCUUCUUUGACUCCCAGUCCAAGGACCUCAAGGUCGCCGUUGCUGGUGAUUCCAGAGCAGUUCUUGGUCGCCGAGCUCCUAAUGGAAAAUGGACUGCCACUCCUCUUUCGGAGGACCAGACCGGCGGUACCCCAUCGGAAAUGAAGCGCCUGCGGGAGGAGCACCCAGGCGAACCUAACGUCGUGCGCAAUGGAAGAAUUCUCGGACAACUCGAACCAAGCCGUUCCUUCGGUGAUGCCUUUUACAAGUGGAGCAAGGAGACACAGGACAAGAUCAAGAAGCAAUUCUUCGGAAGGACCCCUCACCCUCAUUUGAAGACCCCUCCCUACGUCACAGCGGAACCCAUCAUUACGACUACCAAGAUCGAGCCUAGCAAUGGGGACUUUGUGGUCCUGGCGACGGACGGUCUCUGGGAGAUGUUGAGCAAUGAAGAGGUCGUUGGGCUCGUCGGCCAGUGGGUUGAUCAGCAGCGCUCCGGAAAUAAUGGCUCCAAAGCGUGGUUGCAGAGCUGGUUCGGCCGGGAGGAUAAGCAGCUGCCUGUGGAGGCACCCAAGGACACCACCAUGGAGGGCCAGCGCCGCCCCAUCCGCCAGCAGCAAUACGACAUCUCAGGUGUGGCCAGUCGCUUUGUCGUCGAAGACAAGAACGCGGCAACACAUCUCGUGCGCAAUGCCAUGGGUGGAAAGGACCGGGACAUGGUUUGCGCUCUGCUGACACUUCCUAGCCCUUACUCUCGGAGAUAUCGCGACGACGUCACAGUCGAAGUCAUCUUCUUCGGCGACGGCCCCGAUCAGCAAACCAUCACGGUGAACCAGGAAGCCAGCGCAUCGGAAGAAACCCCCAAGGCCAAGCUGUAA